Molecule: messenger RNA, 4194 nt
Organism: Galendromus occidentalis (western predatory mite)
Lineage: Eukaryota; Metazoa; Arthropoda; Arachnida; Mesostigmata; Phytoseiidae
Exons: 2
Biological process (GO): DNA repair; telomere maintenance
Molecular function (GO): DNA helicase activity
Source: RefSeq, a predicted model, not a curated record
AUGUUUCUCGAUAAUGAAUUCGGACACAAAUGCGAUGUGUGCGAUCGCAUUUGGUUUAAACGAGAUUUGAAGGCCAUGGAUUCGGUGAUGGCAAAUUUUCUGAUUCCAUAUUUCCCGGAUGAAAAUGUUCACUCAUUCAGACUCUGCCACAAUUGUUAUAAGGUCUGUCGAGGAAGGAAGAUCCCAAAUCUCAGUAGAGUUAACGGGUACAGGUAUCCUCCUAAGCCGGUGGACCUUCCAAAACUGGAUCCGGUGUCCGAGAGGCUGAUUUCUCCGCGAAUCCCUUAUAUGCAAAUUCGUCGUUUACGUCACGAGGGAUCAUAUGGUAUAAUUGGGCAGGUCAUCAAUGUCCCGGUGGACGUCGACACCAUGGUUCGAUGCUUGCCGCGAUCUCUCGAUGAUGAUUAUGCUUUCAACGUCAAUUUGAAGAAGAACAUCGUACACAAAUCAUCAUACAUUAGUGGGUUUGUGAAAAAGUCUACAAUCCAUAAAUGGCUGAAAUAAUUGGUUCAACAGCCUCUCUACAAGCAUUACAAUAUCACCAUUGAUUGGUCCGUCUUCAAUGAGUCCGCAACGAGCUCGGGAAAUGACGACGAGGAUCAGAUUGAACGCAUAGAUGCGUGUACCGUUUCGGAAGCUGAGUUGAUCCAUUCACGACAACACACGUUGAUAUGGAAUGAGGAACAUUCUCUGAACAUAGCUCCGGGUCAGCAUCGGAGACCGGAGAGUUUAACUCUCGACACCUUUGCCGAGGAGAUGUCUUUCCCGGCAGUAUAUCUCGGAUGUGGACGACAUAUACGGUCUAUCACAGGGGAAAAAAUUCCCGCAACAGCGUACAGCAUGUGCAUGUCGGAAAUCCGUCGGAGUGAUCGACGUGGAGUGAUUCCUCAACAUGUGCUUUAUAUGGCCAUGAAGAUUCUUCGACAUCGGGUCCGUGAUGGUGUCCAAAACAUGUAUCGUUGCAUGCGACAAACCGAGACGAUUACCCGUAGUAUGAUAGAAGAUCGUGAAUUCGUUGAGCGAUUGAUUGAGACGAAUCAGGCAUUCCUGAGAACGAUCCCAAAUUCGGUGCAAUAUUGGUCAUAUCGUAAGAAAGAUCUAUUCGCUAUGAUUCGUCAGUUCGGCAAACCGACCGCAUUUCUUACGCUCAGCGCAAGCGAGACGAAAUGGCCUCAUCUUUUGCGUAAUCUUUACAAUCUAUCAGAUGAGUACAAGUCACUUGGCGAGGACAUCAGAGUGGAAGAAAUUUUCGAAAAACUUGAUAGAUAUAAGCGCGCGUUCCUAGUCGCGGAGGAUCCCGUUGCCUGUGCCAUGUAUUUCGAUAAGUUGGUACACGUUCUCAUGUCUAUGUUGAGCGCUAAGAAGCCAUACAAUCCCUUCGGACGAUACCGUGUUCUGGACUACUUCCUGCGCAUCGAGUUUCAAGCCCGCGGGAGCCCUCACGCGCACAUUCUUCUCUGGCUCAAUGAUGAUCCGAACGAAGACAUAUCGGAAGAAAUGCCGCGCACGUUGCAAAUGAUCACUGAUUUGUGCAGCGUUGAUGCGUCAGAUUUGUCCACCCCAGAUAUGAUACAGAAUCAAACCCAUGCACACACGUUCACAUGCACGAAGAGGGGUGAACAGAGUUGUCGAUUCGAAAUCCCAUACUGGCCGAUACAUCGCACCAGACUCUUGCUACCCUUGAGUAAAGAUGAUGGUAGGCGAAGAAGUCUAAAAAUUAAAGUCGCUGACGCUCGGAAGAAAUUAGAGAGUAAAACAUACGACUCUAUAGAAGCCUUCAUGAUGGACAUAAACUGCGAUUGCGUCACCUAUCUGGAACUGAUCAGAUCAUCCUUGAAAAGGCCCACUAUACUUUUCAAAAGGAACAUGUCGCAAAUAUUCAUCAACACAUUCCAUCCAUGGAUAGCGUCGGUACUUAACGCCAACAUGGACUUACAAAUCAUUCUUGAUCCGUAUUCCUGUGCGAAUUACGUAGUCGAGUACGUCAACAAGUCCAAUAGAGGGUUCAGUCAUCUGCACCGGGAGCUCAUGAAAAUACACGAAGCAAAUCCCGAAUUCGAUCAAUGUCAGCUCAUGACAAAAGUCGGUCUGAAGAUCCUGAAUAGCGUGGAGAUGACGGCCCAGGAAGCCGCUUGGUACUUGUUGCGCCAACCGAUGAGCUGGGCUUCGCGAGGGACCGUAUCGAUUCCAACGAUGCGACCACAUGAGAGAUACAGAGCACGCAAACGCAAAUCCGUCAUGGAUGCUCAAAAUUUGGCGAGCGACAGCACCGAUAUAUGGACGAAGAAUAUCAUCCAAAAGUAUGAAGAACGAGCGCUAUCUCUGGAAGAACUCACACUCGCGCAAUUCGCAGCAUGGUACGAGGCAGCGAAGAAACCGAUAAGUGAAGAGGACGAAAGCUCCAACUAUCGGAAACGUGCCACGAGAAAAGUUAUUAGAUAUCGUAUUUAUGAUGUAAGUGAUACAGAGAACUUCAAGCAAGAAAUGGUAACGCUGCAUAUACCCUUCCGAAAUGAGCUCAUCGACGUUAUCGAUCGCGAUAAAUACCUCGAGAUCUAUGACAAAAAUGAAGAGCUCAUCAUGGAAAGGCGGAAAGAAUUCGAAGCGAACAUAGACAUAGAGACUCUUCUGAAAGAGGUAGAAGCUCUAUGUUCCAUGAAUGAGGAGAUUUCCACGACCGAAGCAGCGGAAGGUAUGGACAGCGUGACGACGCAAGAAUUCCAGCCCAAUGACGAUGAUUUCGAUGAUCAUCAUCUCCAGAAUUCCAUAAGCGCGGUUAGACCGCGCGAAAAUGUUCUGAGCAAGAAUGACUACUGCCAUUGGAUGCGACAGCUGAACGCGGAACAGCGUGAAUUGAUUUUGGAAGUCAUUCAUCGCCUGCAUGAUCCCAAUAGUGAAGCGAUUCAGAUUUUCCUUACUGGACCGGCGGGGUGCGGUAAAACGUACACGCUGAAGGCUCUCAUGGAAACAUACAAUCGAUAUGCGCAAGAACACAACACCAUGAAUAACGCAUAUAUAUCGACGGCAACCACAGGGAAGGCAGCAACGGCAUUGAAUGGCGUCACCGUUCAUUCAGCAUUCAAACUCGCUCUAUCCAACCGAGCUCAUCAACUUUCCAACGACGUCCUACAAACAUAUCGCUAUCAUUUACGGAACGUCAAAUGCGUUAUCAUAGAUGAGAUAAGCAUACGCAGCUCGCAUGUCUUCCACGGGGUGAACACACGCUUGCAGGCAAUGACGGGCGAAUUCGACGCGAACUUCGGGGGUUUAGAUUUGUUUGCAUGCGGCGACCUGAAACAACUACCACCAGUUAGAGCGGCCCCAGUCUUUACAGCAACCAAUAGUUCGAUCGGGGGGAAAGCGAUCCUUUGGCAGUCACUGAAAUACUUCCCGCUCGUGCAAGUUGUGCGUCAAAGUGAUAUCGGGUUCUCCACAUUACUAACAAAGAUUGGAUGCGGCGAAGCAUUAUCACAAGCCGAGACCGACAAAAUACAAUCACGAUUUCGUACGCGGCGCUGGAGUGAUGCUAAUUUAUCCACCGAUGUCGUGAGGCUCUAUCACACAAGUGCAGACGUCCGAGCCUAUAAUGAUUCCGCGAUACCGGUAACAGAAUCCACGCAUAAUUGUAUCGCCACAGAUGUAUACACUGGUUACAGAACAGAAGCCGAAAGGAGGAAUGCGAUAGGAAAAAUGCACAGGAAAGAUAUAAGAGAUACGGGGAAUUUACCAUACACAAUAACCCUGGCAGAAGGAUAUCCAUACAUGCUGACAGUGAACGUGGAUGUUGAGGAUGGUCUCGUGAAUGGUGCGAUAGGCCAACUACGACACGUCGAACAUUACGCACUGGACAAAGACGACCUAGACCAUCGUCGGGUUUGGUUAAGUUUCGAGAACGAUCACAUCGGGCGUAAACAACGUCAGAAGUACAAGGCGCACGUAAAUAGCAAACCACAUGAUCUCAAUGAUCCGGGACGUUUUCACGCCCCACCAACGGUAGUGCUUGAGCACUACCUCUUCAGGAAUUUUUCUCCACAAUUCAUUCAAAGAUCUGAAAAAGUCAGAAUCUUGGCAAACGUCCGAUGGAGGCAUAUCCGGAAACGCCAGAGGUCAAAAUCUCGGAUCCGGGACGCCAUCGAUGUCGUGAGAAAGAAGUAUUGUCCUAGUCGAUGCGAGAGGUUGAUCCGCUGGCGCUAG